Penaeus monodon (black tiger shrimp) is the source of this 609-nucleotide messenger RNA. RefSeq lists its product as uncharacterized. The coding region runs from base 1 to 609 and encodes 202 amino acids. The transcript has 3 exons. NCBI's taxonomy places the organism in Eukaryota, Metazoa, Arthropoda, Malacostraca, Decapoda, Penaeidae. The record is from RefSeq and is a predicted model, not a curated record.
AUGAUCCAGGAAUGUUACAAGGACGUGACAGCGAGAGAUAGAAGCACAGUGGGCAUGACAGAGCACUUCGAAGUAAAGGUCGGCUUACACCAGGGACCGGCACUUAGCUCACUGCUGUUCAAUACAGUGUUUGAUGUCAUCACGGAAAAUGUAAGAGAAGAAACACCAUGGUGCGUAUUGCAAGCUGUUGAUAUUGUACUAGUGGCAGAAAGUAGAAGAGUGCUAAAAAGGAAACUAGAAGAAUGGAGGUUUGUUUUAGAGAGCAGAGGGAAGAGAAUAAGCAGGUCCAAGACAGAAUAUUUCACCACAGAUGUAGAUGGCGACCAACUAGCCACAAUAAAGAGAGUCCCAAUUAGACUCAAAGGUAAGGUACAUAAGGCCGUAGUCAGACCAGCCUUAACUUACGGCCUAGAAACAGUACCACUGGAGAAGUUAGAAGAAAAGAAAGGUACAGUGGAAGUAUUGGAAAUUUCUAAGAAGAUUCAGGAAGCAAAACUAGGAUGGUUCAGCCAUUUAAGGAGAAGAGCUGGGGAAGAUCACGUGGGAAGAGAAGUCAUGGAAACGGAAGUACAGGGAAAUAGAAGAAGAGGAACAGCUAGAACAAGAUGA